GCUAGGGGUAAAACUUCAGGAAGUCGCCGUAGACUGCCCAGAGGUUGGAGGUCAGAGGUGAAAGGUGACAGACACUGUGGAUGCCUGUCUCUGGAAUGGGGCUAACUACGGGUGAUUAGCAGAAAGUUUGGAACUGGAGCGUGCCCUUCCUGGCCUAUUUUUAACUCCAAGUAUUGAAGAAACAAAUAUCUGAAGAUUUCUUAUACAUCCCCCCCAGGAACUGAGUGGGCUAAAAUCAUGAGCAAAAGAAAGUCUAAAGAAAACUGCUUAACACAUGGAGAAUGUAUUUCACAGGCUCAGAGAAUGUUACGGGAAAGAUUUUGUCACCAGAAGAUUCCUGGUAAACCGUUUGGAGUUGAAUCCCAGCACAAACAUUUGCUAGAGCUGCUGAAGCGGACAGCUGUCCAUGGAGAGAGUAACUCUGUCCUCAUUGUGGGUCCCAGGGGGGCUGGAAAGACAAUGCUGCUGAACUGUGUCUUGAAUGAGCUGCUGGAAGUGAAACACGUGCAGGAGAAUGUUUUACAGGUUCAAUUAAAUGGGUUAUUACAGACCGAUGACAGAAUUGCUCUGAAAGAAAUUACUAGGCAACUGCAUUUGGAGAAUGUUGUUGGGGACAAAGUUUUUGGGAGCUUUGCAGAGAAUCUUGCCUUUCUUCUUGAAGCUUUGAAAAAAGGUGAUCGUAGCAGCAGCCGCCCAGUGCUCUUCAUUCUGGAUGAAUUUGAUCUGUUUGCUCACCACAAGAACCAGACUCUUCUUUACAACCUGUUUGACGUCUCCCAGUCAGCCCAGACUCCUGUUGCUGUGAUUGGACUCACGUGUCGACUUGAUGUCUUGGAGCUGUUGGAAAAGAGAGUGAAGUCCAGAUUCUCCCACAGGCAGAUCCAUUUACUCAGUUCUUUUAGGUUCAAGCAGUAUCUGGAGAUUUUCAAGAUGCAGUUAAGUUUACCCGAGGACUUUACAGACAGGAGGUUUGCUGAAGAAUGGAACCAAAACAUUAAGUCUUUAUGUGAAGACAGAUCUGUGGAAGACGUCUUGCAGAAACAUUUUUGUUCCAGUAAAGAUUUCCGAUCACUGCAUAUGCUGCUGAUGCUUGCUCUGAGUCGAGUGACAGUAUCUCACCCAGCCAUCAAACCUACAGAUUUGCUGGAAGUCAGCCGUCUCUGCACAAUGGAUUCUAAAGCCAAUAUUCUACAUGGUCUGUCUGUGUUGGAGCUCUGUCUGAUUAUAGCCAUGAAACACUUAAAUGAUAUUUAUGAUGGGGAGCCCUUCAAUUUUCAAAUGGUCCAUAAUGAAUUCCAAAAAUUCAUUCAAAGAAAGUCACAUUCAGUACAUAAUUUUGAAAAGCCUGUAGUUAUUAAGGCUUUUGAGCACUUACACCAGCUAGAACUAAUAAAGCCAAUGGAAGGACCCUCUGUAAGAACACAGAAAGAAUAUCAACUGGUAAAACUGCUGCUGGACAACAGUCAGAUCAUGGACGCCCUGCAGAAGUACCCCCAAUGCCCUACUGACGUCAAACAGUGGGCUGCUUCUGCUUUUGGAUAAAUGCAGCAGAGAGUAUAUAGUAGUUGGGAGCGGCUAGUGAGUUCAGUGUUUUGAUUAGUUUAUCUAUUCCACUAUCUUUGACAGGAUUUUGGCUUACUUUGCACAUGUCCAGUUAUUAUCUGGGUGUAGUAAAGAUGGUGAGUCAGGGGAGGUGUGUAUCUUUGCCUUAGGUUUUCAUCAAACAAUACAUGCUCUUGCGAUUGGUAUUAUUGUGUACAUUUGAACAAAAUCACUGUAAUAUCACAUAAGAUUGGAAAGGGGUGCUGUUGUUUAUUUCAUGCCAUGUGUUGUGGCUGGUUCCUCCCCCAACUCUUAAGUGGCAUUUCAGUCACUACUUUGUACACUCAGAAAACCACUAAACAUGUGCAAAGAUAACUUUACCAGGAUCCUGCAAAAAAUGCAGGCAAGAUGAAACUAACGGAAACGUUAAACCCACAAUCUGUUGCCAACUGUGUACAGCAAACGUAGCUAUGGGAGGAGUCGGGAACCAACUUCCAAGAAGCGCUUCAGAGUAGCGCUACUACUCAGUGCUGUAUCGUGGGCCAUUAUCUGCCUUUAUUUUGCAUUUCACACAAAAAAAUUACAUUCCAGUUGAAGCUUUUUGUUGUUUAUUUUUUGUUAUAAGUACCGCCAUGUAGAUUUGAACCAAAAUAAUAUUCUGUUAGUUGGAUAACUGAGUAUACUGGAAAUAGUACUCAAAGUUUUAAAGGCUAUAACCAUAUUUGUACCAUGUUAUAGUACAUUACAGUUUAUUGGCUCUGCAUAACAAAUGCUAAUUGGACUUUUUUUUUGGUUUAUACUUCUUCAUAUGUAGAACCUGUCAUAAAAAAUAAAAAAUAAAUGUGUUUAGGACUGAAGAAAUUUGACUUUUUUUUUUUUUUUUUUAUGGAUCAAUUUGUCGUCUUGUGUUCAUUGCUAUAGUUCUCUUGCUAUCUCGUGAUUAGCUGAUAAGCACAGUUAAGAGUGGCAGUAACAUAUGCUUCUCUUGACAAUUCUUUCCCAAAUAGCUUUAUUUCCAGCUUUGUGAUGAUACAUUUGUAAGUUUGCAAUUGAAAGUAUUUUGUGUGUAAUGAUUAGUCACCUGUAUCUCCCCAAGUGGUAGUGAAGUAAAAUUGGCGAGCAAGAGGUUUGACAAAUCCUGUAUACAGUUAAAUCUGUGCUAAUACGGUAAGACUGCAUUUGGUCAUGCAUUACUUGAUUAUGCACUGUGUUUCUCUAGAUCAUAUCUAAGGUUCUAUAAAAUUAACUCAUACUAACCAAAGGCAAAAUAUAUAAAUAUGAUCAUCCAGUGCAGGUGCAAGAUAGUCCUUGACACAUGGUGAAUAGAUUUUUAUGUAAUUACACAUGACACCAAGUGCUAUGUUGGAAUGAAGAAUGCAAAAGGAACAAGGUAACUAUCACAAUGAAAAAUUGGUAAUAAAGCAACAUGCAUCCUUUUUAAAAACUAUGCAUAUGUUGUAUACUAGUUAAAAAAACAUAAGUUCUAUAACAAAUUGAUAUGUUUGGUGCAAAACCACUUGCAGAAAAUAAAAAUGAGGAUGGCUUUAUCUGUAAUGUGAUGAGCUAGAAUGGACACAACAUCACAAAAUAAAUAAACUGCAUUUAUAAGGCACUCACUUUAAGUUAAAAAAAUAAUAUUUAACCCUUUUUAAACAACUCUUAUGGGCAGAAAGCUUGACUAGCUUUGUUAAAGAAUUACUGUACAUGCAAUAUUAAUUUGGACAGUCCACUUAAUAGGAUUAAAACACUAUAAUCAUUGACAGAGUUGUGCCUUUUGUUUCCAUGAUGCUUUCUGGAACAGACAAAUGUAGCAAUGAAUGAUACAAACCAAACAUUGAGCACUCACUAUACUUUAUUUGUAAGGGGGAUAGCAUACAAUUUAUCUGUACAAUAUUUAACAAUCACUUUCAACCAAGCCUCUGAAAUCAUUUGUUAAAUACUUGCAGAAAACGGCAAGUACACUUUGACAGUAGUACAGUUAUUUGUGCCCAAGACGGACAGAACAUCGUUAGAGAUACAUAGAGUAAAGCUAACAUACUAGCUUUCUGGCAUAUUGAGAGGUAAUGUGUGCCACAUGAACUGAAACUGCAUUAUAAAACACACUGCUGGUCAGAUCUCUGAGGUAAACAAUGUUAAGAUCCAAGGUGUCAAUUGUAGUGUUUUGUCCAAAAGUUAAAAAAAUACUGAACACAUGAGGUGACAAUAUUUGGGCUUAAAGAUAAGUAUACAAAUGCAUUAUUAUUUUUU
This is a messenger RNA of Acipenser ruthenus (sterlet), 3789 nucleotides long. Its product is annotated as origin recognition complex subunit 4-like. Gene Ontology annotation, molecular function: ATP hydrolysis activity; DNA replication origin binding. NCBI's taxonomy places the organism in Eukaryota, Metazoa, Chordata, Actinopteri, Acipenseriformes, Acipenseridae. The transcript has 14 exons. Gene Ontology annotation, cellular component: nuclear origin of replication recognition complex; nucleus. Gene Ontology annotation, biological process: DNA replication; DNA replication initiation. Bases 238 to 1542 code for a protein of 434 amino acids. The record is from RefSeq and is a predicted model, not a curated record.